UGAUCUUAUUAGAAUUCGCACAUCUUUGAGUGAUUGGCGCUAAAGUGAUUGCAACAAGUUAUGAAUGUGGUUAGAGUUAUAUUUUUGUUUUUGUUUGUUGGUGUGGAUGCCCGUUUGGAGUGGAGGCCACCAAAUAUCGGGGCGUUAGAUCAAAAUUUAUAUGAAGAAGUAUUACAUCCGGAAUUAUGUGAUGAACAAAUAAAAAUUAUUUUGGCAAAUACAAUGUUAGCAGUGCAGUUCGCAGAUGCCGGCAUCAGGAUACCACGGGGGAUCCUUCAAGGCAACACGUGGGACUUAGGGAAUUAUUAUCAAUGUCUUAGCAUAUCACACUCCGUUGAAGGCUCAAGUAUACAGGGCAAAUACUGCAUGAUCCGUGUACCACUGAACAACUUCGAAAUUCCGGGUAUACCGGGAUCGUUGCAUGAACGUUUCGGUUCAAACGAGUUGAAAAUACCUAAUGAUACCGUAAAAAGUCUGGAUGAUUUUAAUAUUAUCAGUGCUGGAGCUAAAGCUAUGGCGGGUGACAUUGACACCAGAUUACUGCCAGGAAAUCCUUUGUCAGCAUUGACAUUGAACCUCGCUGUGUGCAUUCCAAAACCUUGUUCAACCGAGCAGGCCCUCACUUCUGCGCUGUUUAAUCUGACUGAAAUAGGCUUCGAGUACCAAGAUGAGUUCUGUCGUUUACCUAAUGACAAACCUUGGUCAGGAGCUGAUUAUGCAAUAGUGAUAGUAGUUGGUGUUUUUGCAGUUGUAACUUUAUUAAGUACUUGUUAUGAUCUUUACUUCACGUUUAUAAACAAAAAUGGGUCAUAUAUAGCAAAUUCUAAGGGCAAGAUAUUUUCUGUUUACACCAAUGGACGUCGCCUGAUGACGUUUACUUCAGGCUGUGAUAGUAUAGAGUGUGUCGAUGGGAUCAGGGCACUUGCCAUGCUCUGGGUGCUAGUUGGUCAUGCAUUCACUAGCGUACCAUUCUGGGCCAAUCCGAUUGAUACGUUUCAGUGGGUGCCGUCUUUAAACGCAUUAUGGCUGACGAGCGCGCAUAUCACAGUAGAUACUUUUUUCACUCUGAGUGGUAUGCUUGUUGUGUACACAACAGCCGGUAAAUUAAAUGGAAAACAAUUAAUCAAGAACAUCCAUCUGUUCUACUUGAAUCGCCUUCUGCGCAUGUUUCCCCUACUCGCCCUGACGGUAUUAUACGAAGCCUCGUACCUCAACCGAAUGACUGACGGUCCAGUGUGGACCACUGUGGUGCGACACGUUGAUACCUGCAGGUCUAACUGGUGGCCUACGCUGUUACAUAUACAGAAUUAUCUCAACCCUGAGCAUACGUGCGUCGGCCAAUCCUGGUAUUUGGCGAUAGAUGUCCAACUUCAUAUCCUGUCAUCCAUUGUUUUGUUCUUUGUGCUGAGUGGGAGGAGGACUGUUGCGUGGAUUGCCCUGACGGCAGCUAACAUAGGUAUCCUGGUAGUUGCAACGGUGUAUAAUUUUCAUAUGGAGUUCCCUUCUGGAAUGAUGAGUCCUGGUCGCGGACACCAGAUGAUGUACUAUCUAGUGUACUAUUACGUCAAUACGUUAACUAGAGCAGCGCCUUUCCUUGUGGGAAUGAUCAUUGGUUACAUUCUACAUUUGUACCGCGAUACUACCCCGAGGUGGUCGAAAAUAACGGUAGCGUGUGUGUGGGUAGGCACGCUGCUUUUGAAAGCUGGGGUCAUCUUCGCGCUAUACCCAUUGAUGCAGCCAGAUUGGGACAAUCAGAUGGUGGACAGCCUUUUUAACUCUUUCAUAAGGCCGAUAUGGGCUAUCUCCUUAGGCCUUCUCAUUGUCGCGUGUCAUCAUGGAUAUGGAGGUCCUAUCAACUGGUUAUUGUCACUCCAUAUAUGGAAGCUGCCAGCUCGCAUUUCUUACGCGAUGUAUUUGGUCCACUUUGGCUUAAUGCUUAACGUCAACCACGCAGCGCUAGCCCCUGUUUUCUUCUCUGUCGAAUCAGUGAUGUUCACUUUCCUGGGUCAUUUUGCAUUUACUUUCGUGGUGUCUUUCUUAGUCACACUGAUUGUGGAUGCGCCAUUUUCGACGAUAUUCAAAAUAUUAUUAGGGAAGUCAUCCAAGAGACCCAAGUCAAGUGAAGUACCGAACGAAUUAACAAAGGACAAUGGUAAACAAAUGUAAAUGCUGGUCAUACAGUAAAUACAAAUUACUCACUGGGAGACGUUUUUAAUACAGCGACAUUAUUUAUUUGAUCUGAGUUUAAUAAUUAUAAAAGAUUAAUAAAUAAUUACUUACAAUAUUAUU
Molecule: messenger RNA, 2289 nt
Organism: Manduca sexta (tobacco hornworm)
Lineage: Eukaryota; Metazoa; Arthropoda; Insecta; Lepidoptera; Sphingidae
Product: O-acyltransferase like protein
Exons: 13
Coding region: 61-2166 (701 amino acids)
Molecular function (GO): acyltransferase activity, transferring groups other than amino-acyl groups
Source: RefSeq, a predicted model, not a curated record